This is a messenger RNA of Megalops cyprinoides (Indo-Pacific tarpon), 2496 nucleotides long. RefSeq names its product sphingomyelin synthase-related protein 1-like. The record is from RefSeq and is a predicted model, not a curated record. Gene Ontology annotation, biological process: ceramide biosynthetic process. Lineage: Eukaryota; Metazoa; Chordata; Actinopteri; Elopiformes; Megalopidae. Gene Ontology annotation, molecular function: protein binding; ceramide cholinephosphotransferase activity; sphingomyelin synthase activity. The transcript has 6 exons. Gene Ontology annotation, cellular component: endoplasmic reticulum membrane; Golgi membrane. The coding region runs from base 128 to 1372 and encodes 414 amino acids.
UGGUUGUCAGAACAUGUUUGUGACUCAGAGAGCAAUGAUUUGGCGCAAGCUUCCCGUGGCUCUGAAAAUCGGGAUAGCUUUCACAGACCCGUGUGAGAGACGUUUUCGUUUCGAAUUUAUCGAAUGAAUGAACAGCUCGGGUAGAGGAGCGGGGUCGAGGGGGUGGGAAAUGGCGCCCCCGGGCCUCGGAGUGCGCGGCUGGAGCACCAGGCAGGUGGCGGCGUGGCUGCGGGCGGAGGGCUUCUGCGACUACGUGGAGCUCCUGUGUGAGCGCCACCGGCUGGACGGCGCCGGCCUGCUGGCCCUCACCGAGUACGACCUCCGCUCGCCGCCACUGGAGCUGCAGGUGCUGGGCGACAUCAAGCGGCUGUCGGCGUCCCUGCGCGGCCUGCGCAGGCAGAACGGCCACGCCCUGGAGGAGCUGGGCCUGGCCCGCCAGGAGGGUGGCGGGGGUGGCGAGCCGGCGCUGGCCCACAAUGGCAGCGGCGGCGGUAGCGCCGGCAGCGAGCGGCGGCAUCAGUACGCCAACGGCAAGAGCAAGCAGCGUGACCGCCGGCUGGACCCCGAGUACUGGAAGACGGUGGUGAGCUCCAUCUACGUCACGCUCGUGUGUGGCGUCACCUCCUUCGUCAUGGUGAUCGUGCACGACCGCGUGCCCGACAUGCAGACCUACCCUCCCCUGCCGGAUAUAUUUCUAGACAGUGUACCCAGAAUUCCAUGGGCUUUCGCCAUGGCUGAAGCAUGCGGGUUGGUCUUGUUGAUUAUUUGGCUGUUGGUCCUGCUGCUUCACAAACACAGGUCCAUCCUCAUGCGUCGGCUGUGCAGCCUCACGGGGACCGUGUUCCUGCUGCGCUGUGUCACCAUGUUCGUCACCUCCCUCUCUGUCCCGGGUCAGCACCUGCAGUGCUCGGGAAAGAUGUACGGGGACGUCUGGGCCAAACUGGGGCGGGCGCUGGCCAUAUGGAGCGGCUUCGGGAUGACCCUGACCGGGGUGCACACCUGCGGUGACUACAUGUUCAGCGGCCACACCGUCGUCCUGACCAUGCUCAACUUCUUUGUGACGGAGUACACUCCAAGGACCUGGAACUUCCUGCACACCUUGUCCUGGGUCCUGAACCUGUUCGGCAUCUUCUUCAUCCUGGCAGCUCAUGAGCACUACUCCAUCGACGUCUUCAUCGCCUUCUACAUCACCACCAGGAUCUUCCUGUACUACCACACGCUGGCCAACACGCGAGCUUACCAGCAGAGCCGCCGGGCGCGCAUCUGGUUCCCCAUGUUCUCCUUCUUCGAGUGCAAUGUCAACGGCCCCGUGCCCAACGAAUACAGCUGGCCCUUCUCCAGGCCAGCUUUCAUGAAGGACCUCAUCGGCUAGCACCCCCCCCCCGGGGAUCUCCAGCCUCCGUGACGAUGGUUUAGCAGCUGCACUGCAGCAAAACCGUGAAGGAGGACAAAGUAGGUUUGGUCAAGCUCGUAGUCGUGGCCACAAUUCCAGCGACACCGAUGGUCUGCCAGAGCGGCGACCUCACCGCAGGCUCCUGAAUGAGUUUGAAUGAGCCAGCCCUAGGCUUUCCCAAUUGGCUCGGCCGCCGGAGUGGCUACGGGGUCAACACUUGGGAACAGGUUCAACAAAUAAACUCUGCACUGACACGUUCUGUCAAACCCGACUCACCUCUGUUAAAUGGCUGAAGGGCAGGAUGGUGUUCAGCUUAAAACCAUGGGGCUACUCACUGUUUGUCCAGGUUUGGGCAAAAGGUGGAGGGGUUCUGGGUAUCCAGCAUUCCUGUGUUAGUACCGUUCACAUUUGAAAGGUAAUGCUGAUGUGUAUUGUAAAACACUCAACCUUAGCGCAUAAAACUUUGUGAAGUUAUAGCCAUACUAAUUCCUCUUUUUUUGUGUCAUCUUGUGAUAUUUCAACCAAUUCUGAAAGUGAUUUUGAAGACGGACAGAUUACCAGUGGGAUGGUAAUUGAGUUGACUUGAAUUGGUGCCAGAAUGAAGGAAAUGAAGGUUUCAUCUCAAGGUCUUGUGUCAUUUGCCAAUAAGCCUUCAGUAUUACAAUAUUUUUAAAAUUUAUAAUGUAACAUGAAAUGUGUAAUAUUGGGCCACCAGGGGUUGUGCUAAUAUGUGGUGAUGUACUUUACGCAAAGGACUAACAUGUUAUGUAUGUAAUUCAGUUUGUUAUUGACACAGAUAUGAGCACAUUUCAUACCUUAGGUAAAGAAGAUUGUAAACACAAUGAGUACAGCAUGGGGGAAAGAUUCCAUAGCCUGCUCAGUGGGGAGCUGGCUAUUCACACCACUUAUGUGUUCUGCCAUUUAAAAGGUCUGUUAGGAAAUGGGCACUGCUAGCCUUUGAAGAUGAUCUUCUGCAAUAUUGUUUGGUGUCUUAAUUUAUUAUUUUUUUUAUACAAUGAAUAUUUUUUUGUUGUUGACUAAUUUAAAUUUUAAGUGGGGGGAAAAUAUGACCUAAUGUACUGGAACAGCAAUAAAUGUUUACA